Messenger RNA from Anopheles maculipalpis, 1206 nucleotides. RefSeq names its product arrestin domain-containing protein 3-like. The record is from RefSeq and is a predicted model, not a curated record. Bases 1 to 1206 code for a protein of 401 amino acids. Gene Ontology annotation, cellular component: cytoplasm. The transcript is spliced from 3 exons. Gene Ontology annotation, biological process: protein transport. Lineage: Eukaryota; Metazoa; Arthropoda; Insecta; Diptera; Culicidae.
AUGCCAGAAGCGACCGAGUGUCAGAUACGGUUUGAUAACAACCCUUGUGGUGUUUAUUUUCCCGGCCAAAGCCUCUCCGGAUACGUGGAGCUGCGCGUACUAGAAGUAUUCAAAGUUAAAGGUGUGAGUCUACAAAUCAAAGGAUUCGCCGAGGUUAAAUGGUCGGAGAGUAGUGGUACGGGCAAAUCCCGCCGUACCGUACACUACCAUGGACGGCAGGACUAUAUCAACACGGUCACGUAUCUGCAGGGUUCACCGGAGGGCAAUCCGUUCGAUAUUGCGCCCGGAACGCACACGUACCGGUUCGGUUGCCAGCUACCGCACAAUUUGCCCACCUCGUUCGAGGGCCAAUACGGUCAUGUACGGUACACUGUGCGCGUAGUACUACACCGACCGUGGAAGAUAGAUCCAACGUAUAAGGUCGGCUUUACCGUGCUACGCCACGUGAAUCUUAACGAGAAUGCGCUCUCACUGUCCAUGCCGUGCAAGCUCGAGCUGCAGAAGGUGUUCUGUUGCGGACCAUGCGCCUCCGACCCACUGUUCAUUUCGGCUCAGGUCCCAAUCGGUGGUUACGUACCCGGUCAAACGAUAGCGGUUCAUAUUGAGGCGUCGAAUAGAAGCAAGAAGCGGGUGACCGAGUUCAGCACAAAGUUAAUGAAGAAUGUGUGCUACAUCAGCCAGACACCGUACAGCCGUGUGAAGCUAGUGCCGGAAGUGGUGGCAGAGGUACGCUGUCAGGGUGUGGCCGCCGGUGAGCAGUGCACUCGGGAUCAGUUUUUGGCAAUACCGGCACUACCUUCCACUAGCAAUCAGUGUCAAGUGUUGACGCUCGGGUAUGAGGUAGAGGUUGAGGCUAAAAUUCCCGGACCAAACAUUAAUCCGCGCAUUCGCAUUCCGAUAACGCUCGGUACGGUGCCAUUAGCAGCGCACGCCAUCCCCACGAUGGGUAAUAACGAACAGUUACAGGCGUAUCCCGUACCGUCCGUACAGGAACGUGGCGUGACAGAACCAUCGGUUCCUCCCCCUAUUCCGUACGAUCAACUCAAACCAACCGGCAUGUCAACCGUAUCCACGGAUCAACUACCACCUCCGACGUACGAGGAAGCCGUUGGAUCGACACCGGCCAACAUACUCGAGGAGGGCGAAGAAAAUACGGGCAGCAACAAUUUCACGCCACAGUACAUGGUUUACCGGUUCAGUGAGUAG